This is a messenger RNA of Mizuhopecten yessoensis (Yesso scallop), 2850 nucleotides long. Its product is annotated as cell surface glycoprotein 1-like. The coding region runs from base 1 to 1218 and encodes 405 amino acids. The transcript is spliced from 3 exons. The record is from RefSeq and is a predicted model, not a curated record. Lineage: Eukaryota; Metazoa; Mollusca; Bivalvia; Pectinida; Pectinidae.
AUGGCUGCAUGCUGUGAGGGAGAGACACACAUCUCCACAAAAGGUUCACCAUACUCAAGUCAUGUGGGUUUCAACUUUUUAAGGCAGGUGCAUUCAUCAGGUGAGGUGUUUUUCGUGAUAUUUUUGGGUGUGUUUAUUUCUGAUUUUGUGUUUUGCGACUCAUUUACGUCAGGUCAGACAUCACCUGACAGUGACCCAUUUAGGUCAGGUCAGACAUCACCUGACAACGACCCAUUUAGGUCAGGUCAGACAUCACCUGACAAUGACCCAUUUGGGUCAGGUCAGACAUCACCUGACAACGACCCAUUUAGGUCAGGUCAGACAUCACCUGACAACGACCCAUUUAGGUCAGGUCAGUCAUCACCUGACAACGACCCAUUUAGGUCAGGUCAGACAUCACCUGACAACGACCCAUUUAGGUCAGGUCAGACAUCACCUGACAACGACCCAUUUAGGUCAGGUCAGACAUCACCUGACAACGACCCAUUUAGGUCAGGUCAGACAUCACCUGACAACGACCCAUUUAGGUCAGGUCAGACAUCACCUGACAACGACCCAUUUAGGUCAGGUCAGACAUCACCUGACAACGACCCAUUUAGGUCAGGUCAGACAUCACCUGACAACGACCCAUUUAGGUCAGGUCAGACAUCACCUGACAACGACCCAUUUAGGUCAGGUCAGACAUCACCUGACAACGACCCAUUUAGGUCAGGUCAGACAUCACCUGACAACGACCCAUUUAGGUCAGGUCAGACAUCACCUGACAACGACCCAUUUAGGUCAGGUCAGACAUCACCUGACAACGACCCAUUUAGGUCAGGUCAGACAUCACCUGACAACGACCCAUUUAGGUCAGGUCAGACAUCACCUGACAACGACCCAUUUAGGUCAGGUCAGACAUCACCUGACAACGACCCAUUUAGGUCAGGUCAGACAUCACCUGACAACGACCCAUUUAGGUCAGGUCAGACAUCACCUGACAACGACCCAUUUAGGUCAGGUCAGACAUCACCUGACAACGACCCAUUUAGGUCAGGUCAGACAUCACCUGACAACGACCCAUUUAGGUCAGGUCAGACAUCACCUGACAACGACCCAUUUAGGUCAGGUCAGACAUCACCUGACAACGACCCAUUUAGGUCAGGUCAGACAUCACCUGACAACGACCCAUUUAGGUCACUAUAUUCUACAAUAAUUAACAUAACACAACAUAUGUAACAUUAACAUGCCUUUUCCUUGUACAUCUGAACCUAAUCAGUGAUUGCAUGGACUGCUAUAAAUUCCCCACACACAACCUUGUAUAAGUUGCUGUGGUAACAUAAAAUCUCAUUAGAAUGUGGUCUGUAUUGGAAGGGUAGGCUGAUACCACCUGACCUUGUCAAUGCUUCGAAGCAGAAUCACUAAAAACAGAAAACACAGAUAUUGCUUUUAAUUAAAAAAUAUAAAUAAAUGUGUAGCUUUGCAUUGCCAUUUACCUAUAUUAUAGUGACAUGUAACAAGCAAGAUAAUCCUAAUAUAGUAUAACAUUGCCCAACUCCUUCACAGCGUCCUCACCAGUAAUAUAGUAUAACAUUGCCCAACUCCUUCACAGCGUCCUCACCAGUAAUAUAGUAUAACAUUGCCCAACUCCUUCACAGCGUCCUCACCAGUAAUAUAGUAUAACAUUGCCCAACUCCUUCACAGCGUCCUCACAGUUUCCUCACCAGUAAAGCAAACAUCCAAUUAAGAAAAUAGCCAAUAAAUAUAUCUCACCAAAUCAAGCAAUGAAAGACUAAACAAGCAACAGUGAUUGGGCAAGCACAUUGGACAGACGAAACACCAAGUAGUCAGAUUGAUAGAUUUUCUAUUGGUUGUAAUGCAAGUUCCCUCUUCAAAGAUUUACUAUAAUUGUAAAUCAAUUUGACUAAAACUUACUUACAAGACUAUACCUAUAAAAACUGUAUCUAUUUGGAAUUUCAUUCAUUAACAGCUGCAGAACUCGUCUUUUAAUGUAUCUAAACAGUACUAUUUUCUCCCUAGAAAAAUGUACAUGUGAAAUUUUAUGAUUCAACACAUCAGUUACCAGUUAAAACAAUAACAAAUCCACCUUAAAACCAAGGAACAAAACCUCAAGGAUCGUUUCUGUAAAUAUAAAUCAAUAAUUUAUACACUGUAUUACUAGAAACAUUUUUAAUCAUGUUAAUCCAUAACUCUGCUAUUUAUGUUACUUCCUGGUAAUAAAACUGGCCUCUGUAAGACAAUCAAUCCUGGGCUCCUGGUGAUGUUGUCUGCAGAAAUGUAAACCUCGCCCUUAUCAACAUCCACAUAAAUAUCUUUUAAUGUUAUAUUUAAGUUGAAGAGAGUAUUUGCAACAUCGUUUUCACAUGCUAGCAGAAAAAUAUCCAUGGAAACCAUGUUUGAUUGUUUGAGGAAAGUCAGUUUUUGAUGAGUAAAUGAUUAUUACCUUUCUUAUCAAAAAUACAAAGGCGUGUAUCUAAACAUUUUCUUCAGGUUGAUAAGUAUGGAUUGUAAACAGGCUAUUUAAGUACACCCAAUGAAAUGUUGAUGUGUGACAAGCGACCAAUGAAGGAUGUGAACACUAGGGUGUGAAAUAUAACCAUGCAGUCCUUUUGGCAACUCAAUAAUUGUCUGUACACUCAGUGGUUAUUAAUGUAAACAAUGGCGAUCAAAUUGUUAGUCUUCAACUAAAUGUACAUAUGUUAAUAGCAAAGCCGAAUUGAUGGCGAUUUUAUUGCCAACUCGUACAUAUUUAUUACCUUAGUAUACAUAGGGUUUAGCAUUUUUUGUGUGUGAUAAAGGUGACAGAGUACAUAAGUUACUGGUUGUGCUAUUCCGUCUUUUCAUAUUGCA